Molecule: messenger RNA, 1515 nt
Organism: Sclerotinia trifoliorum
Lineage: Eukaryota; Fungi; Ascomycota; Leotiomycetes; Helotiales; Sclerotiniaceae
Source: the annotation of a GenBank genome assembly
CAAAACAAUCACGGGAUGAUCGUCUGCAGCCUUGUUUAAUUUUUCAUGCACACAACUUUUCAGAUUGAGUCCCAAGUAAGCAGGCUUUUGAUGUGGGUGUUCGCCGAGUACAGAUGCCCCAAAAGCCCCAUUCCCUCGUUCCAGAUUUUGAAAUAACUUCAUCUUGCUGUCAAGAUAUUUAUGUAUAAGUAGGCCGCUGAAUCAGACGGACAUCGUAAAGACUCAAAAAGUCAUUCGUUCCUUCAAAUCUAGAACUAUCUGUGUCACGAGUUUUAGAGACAAACCAUGAUGCCAAAGUCACAACAAGCAUCCUCGCCUCCACCUGCCUACAUUAAUCACGCUGAUGUUGCUGCGACACACAUUGGAAUACUCCAGAUAGAUUCCGAAAGAAACUCAACCGCUCCAACAAGUCCGAAGACUGUCUCAAUGGAUCAGGAAAUAGCAGAAAACCAUGUUUUGCUAGCUCAGCCACGCACGCAAUAAACAAGAUUGUAUCUCUCCCAUACCUAUUUUAUGCUCGAAUUCGACAGAGAAUCCAAAUACUGAAUCUGAGGAAUUCCUUUCCAAACUUGAGCAUGCAGUUCGGCGUCUAAAGUCGUCUCGGGAAGAUCGACUUAUCUCACGACUUGAGACUGUGCUAUCUCGACAGGCCGAGGCAAACACAAAUUCAUCAUGUGUGAAGAAAGACAUGAGAAAACCAAUCAGGCUUAAAGACGCAGUCGGUAGACGAUUGAGCUUUCCUUAUCACCGAUGUGAAACUUGGACAGGAAGUAAAAUCCCCGCUGUCUGCUGUUUGUAUCUAUUGAAGCAAAAUUAACAUUUCUAUGGAACCGAGGAACUCAUCAAACUAGCAUUCUUGAACGUUGUUACUGUCGGUCAACGUGUAAAUGAGGGACAUUACGAUAUUUUUAAUCCUGCUGGAGAUGUCAUUCUCCCUCAAGUCUGGGAAGACUAUGUGCAGCCUGGAUGGGAGAUUUCCAUGUCAAUUCGGCCAGCGCUGGGGCACCGCGGACCGUGGUAUCCACCACCACCACCCAUGCCACCAUCAAAUGGACCACCCAAUGCACCAGUACAUUUCACUGUCCAUAGAUUACUUGGCCCGCCAAAUCCACCGCCUGUGUGCUUCCGUCCGCAUUAUUCACCGGGCUAUUCCAGUGGUGCAAUUGUCCCAGAGAAAGGAAUACGUAGACUAUGGCAAAAGGUGAAAGGGAUAUUUACCAAGAAACAGUAAGUCCUGGAGAAUUAUUUUAGCCAAGAAUGUCGACUAACGGUACAUGAGGACAAAUUAUGACUCUAAGAGUAUUAGGUCGCUCCUCGAUGAUUGAUUCCAAACAGGUUCUUUCUUUUUCGCUGAGUUUGAGGUUAGAGCAGGAAAAUGAUGUGGUUUUGAGAUUACGGUGCGAAAGGUCACAAUUUACAGUUUUUCGGGUAUCUUGUGGAAAGUACAGAUUGCUAGUAAUUCAAUCAUUUUUUUCUGGUGGUUCAAGGUGAGGUUCUCUUGAUAAUACCAUCAUG